This is a messenger RNA of Malania oleifera, 633 nucleotides long. Its product is annotated as uclacyanin 1-like. Gene Ontology annotation, cellular component: plasma membrane. The record is from RefSeq and is a predicted model, not a curated record. NCBI's taxonomy places the organism in Eukaryota, Viridiplantae, Streptophyta, Magnoliopsida, Santalales, Ximeniaceae. The transcript has 2 exons. The coding region runs from base 1 to 633 and encodes 210 amino acids. Gene Ontology annotation, molecular function: electron transfer activity.
AUGGGGGCAUUGGCCGGGAAGAGAUCAUCAAUGGCGAGCUUGUUGUGGGUGAUGGUGGUGGUGGCGGGUGGUAUUCUGGGGUGGUGCGCGGCGGAGGUUUAUGAAGUCGGUGGCUCUGCUGGUUGGACCACCACCGGAAAAGUUGAUUACCAGAAGUGGGCUGCCUCUCAAAACUUCAAAGUUGGCGACAUCAUUCAAUUCGUGUAUGGCAAGGCAUACGACAAUGUGCUACGGGUGACCCACGAGAAGUUCCAGAAGUGCGACACAACGGCGCCCUUUACGGUGUAUAGCACCGGCAACGACUCCGUCACCAUUAAAAGCCCAGGCCACCUCUACUUCAUCUGCGGCUUUCCCGGCCAUUGCCAGGCCGGCCAGAAAGUCGACAUCCGCGUUCUCGGCGACGGCACCAACCCUCCCGCUGCCGCUCCCAACGCUCCCGGUCCUAAUCCCCAGUCCCCACCGUCGCCCGCCCUGCCUUUUCCGACGACCCCUCCCGCCCCCGUACCUCCUGCUCCUCCGUCUGAUAAUUCCGCCGUCAACGGCGCUGCGUUUCUCGUCGCUGUUUCCAGUUCCAAGCUCCGCUUGAUCAUCAUGGUGGCGGCGCUUUUGGCUUCUAUUUUUGUUACUGCUUAA